Peniophora sp. CBMAI 1063 is the source of this 2361-nucleotide messenger RNA. The record is from the annotation of a GenBank genome assembly. NCBI's taxonomy places the organism in Eukaryota, Fungi, Basidiomycota, Agaricomycetes, Russulales, Peniophoraceae.
AUGGACGCCACGAUCCCAGACGAUACCGAUGAUUAUCUCGCUCCCGAUGUGCAAGGGGAGGGUAGUAGUUUUUGGCCCGUAUUUCUGCGGGCCAUAAAGGUCAAGAAGGACAAGCUUGCACAUUAUAACGCAAGAGCGAUGACUGCGCUCCUAACCUUUGCUGGUCUUUUUGCCGCCACAGUUGCGGCAUUCUUGGUGGACAGUUACAAGGCCCUCUCACCCGACCAGAACACUCAAGCAAUCAUAUCUACGCUCAAUCAGACGAAUAUUCUGCUCGCUCAACUCGUAUCGUCAACGCAGAGGACGCCGAACAUCGUGGCUCCGCCGAAGCCUUUCGUCCUAGACGAUCACGCCGUCACUUACAACACCCUCUGGUUCCUCGCCCUCCUCCUCUCUCUCGUGAGCGCCCUGCUCGCGACCAUGGUGCUGGACUGGAUGAGCGAUCCUAUCGCCGUCAAGAGACGCUACGCGCCCGAGACCCUCGAGGGAUAUUCCCUCAGGCAACUCGCCGAAUUCAUGGGCAUCCAUACCUACGGGUUAGAUCGCCUCGCAACGCUCGUCGUCGGCAUCAUGCACGCCGCUGUGAUUCUCUUCAUUGUCGGGCUCGUUCUAUGGCUCUAUCAGGUCAACACUACUACGGCGCGGUAUCUUGCGGGUGCGGCUGGCGCCUCCGCAUUCGCCUACGUCGCCGCCAGCCUGUUCCCGCUGGUGGACAAGACUUGCCCCUACCGCACGCCCCUGUCCUACUUGUUGUCGCUGGCUCUCUAUGGGACGGCGACGUUCAUCUCACUCGUGGUCGUGUACAUCAUCAUGCUGUGCAGGGCGGUGGGAACUUGGAUAGAUGACAAACACGUCUUCCUUCCCGACGUAAACCCCGGAUGGCUUUGGGGGUUGCUGAAAGAGUUCGGUCUCCUUGCGCCAAUCAUUCCCGCACUGCUGUACUCCUUCAUCAAAGGGGAUCCCAACGAAGUGCGCGCGAACAUGAUGGAUCGAGCCCUGAGGCCUAGUCAUGAACAACAUAUCUCCGUUAACCAGCUACUGUACCUGACGUCGUUCACGAAGCUUCAUCUGCUGGAGACUCCGGAAACUCUACGCUAUAUGGUCCGCAGGCUUUUCAGUAUGAAGAGCUCCGGAAUCUCUCAGUACAUCGGUCAUCUGCUGGAGGAUGCCGGCAUGGUCUCCCGGCUCACUGCCGUCUUUUCCAGCGUUGGGUCUCCGACCGAUGCUGUCGGGUCGAUCCGGUUCUUGCAAAUGCUUGUACUGGCAGACGGAGAGGGGGUACGGCCUAGAAACGACAAGGAGGCUGCUGAGAGAGAGGACAGGCGAUGGGCGCGACUGGACGCUUUGAUUAGCUUGUUACCGCCCUUCUUCGUCCGAUAUGGCGAGCUCAGCGCAUCGGCAACCGACCAGGGAGACGUCUCUUUGCUCGCGGCGGUCUCGGGUCUGCGUUGGGCGCUCAUCAUAGCCAUGGGAAAAAUGUCGGGGUAUCCUCAUCCAGACGAAAGUCCUGGUCACUUCGCGCAGUCCAGACUGCAGUGGCUUUUCAAGCUCUUACAGAGUAUAGCAGCCCUUCGCAUGCCAGUCGUAUCCGCGAACGACCACGAGGACUUGAGCACCCUUUUCGACUCCCAAGGUGACCCUCGAGUGGAACUCGCGUAUCGCAACGCUUUCACUCUUUUGGAUGGUGCGAGUCGUUGCGGGUGGCGCGACGGUUGGCAGGAGACAGAUCCGACUUACCUCCCGAAGAACACGCCACACAUGUGGGAAUGGCGCAGAGCGCUUGAUGUGGCCACCCCCACUCACAAACCAGCCGCUAUGAAGCCGCUACGUGACCUUCUCAAUCAGGAGCUCGUGAAAGCCUCUCUGGGGACAGGUCCAGGAUUGGCCGCUCUUGGCGGCGCCAGUCUUGAUGCACUCGCAAUAGGCGCACUGGCCGACCUUAAGAGCAUCGUCGAUGUUGGUGCUCCACUCCCACUUUCGCCCACCCCUGCCCCUGCUCCUUCAUCCGCGCCCGUAUCGACAUCUGCGCUUCCACCGGGAAACGCAGGCACGCCAGACCAUGAGCCAGCGUCGGAGCCUGCACCUGAGCUCUCACCUGCACCUGAGCUGUUGCCUGCACCUGAGCUAUCCUUCAUGUCUGAACCAGCCACAGAGGCUGAGAAUCAGGGCUCGCCGGUAGGGGAGACGGCGUCCGAGGUGUGUUUCUGCAACUCAAAUGGCGUCUCCUCCCAACAUUCCGAUUCGAGCAGCUCUGACGGCGCUAGAGACGAGGCCGGGCCGCUUCUCAGUAACGCUGCGUCCCGAGAGAAAGAGUGGGAAAGGCGGGGCAGCGCUCAGACGAGAGUGCAGGCGUCGGAAUAG